UUUGCCGUUUCCCAGCACUGCUGGACCAGCCCAGCAGCUGUUUACUAUGCUGGUUUUUUCUUGUUUACUAUUUUAUUGUUUGAUGUUAGAUGUGAUUUAAUUAUGGUGGUUUGUGGAAAGAUUCUGGCACGGAGCAAUUACGAACAUUUCGUAUUGAGUUGUGGGCUGAGCAAUGACUGUGACGUGCAAAUGGAAAUUGAGAGAUGGAGGGAGUUUGUCCUGCACAUUAAGCGGCAUAGAGAAGAGGAACAAGGGAGUGACUUUGAUGCCAGUGCAAGCAGCGACAAUUUCCCAACAGAGACAAAUCAGUGUGGGCCGCCUGUGAAGGAUGCCGAAGAUUGUUUAGCCGAGGGAAUGAUUGUGGAUCUUCCCAUGUCAUCCGAUGAGGAAGAUGGCGAUGAAGAAGACAGCGCCUCAAUGCCGCUUGCAUGCAAACUAGAAGGAACACAAACAACAGAAUUCUCGCCAAUAGUUAAAUUUAAUCCAACUUUCUACCGACGCAGUCCGCGCAUUACCAAAUUUAUUGAGCUCUAUAAAGAUCAUCCGUGCCUUUGGGAUCCUUCAGAUGCGUCCUACAAAAACAAAGACAAGCGUACUCAUGCAUACGAGUCUCUGAUGGAGCAGCUGAAGGCGUCUGUCAAUAUUCAUCUGACUAUCUAUAGACUGAAGAAGUCCAUUGCCAGCCUGCACUCUCAGUAUGCAGCAAUAACGCGGCAAAAGAAGAUACAAAAACUGACCAAGGUCCCGCUGUACUAUCAUGCAAAAUACAACUUUCUGGCAGAGCGUGGAAACGUGGAGGAAGGUGACAGCGAUGAUGAUGGCGGCGAUGGCAAGAUCAAGCUCCUGUUUACGGAAGAAAAUGAUUUGACGAGUCUGUUUAUUAAACUAUAUUCCAAAUUUCCCCAUCUGUACGAUCCGGCGCACGAGAACUUUUCGAAUUUAAGUGAGCGUAAAAACGCUUAUAUAGAAAUUACAGAUGUUCUCUCGUCAGAAGUUCCACUGGGAGUCAUCACCCACUACGAUGUCUACGACAGUAUUCUAUGCCUACGCCAGUGGUAUUCUCGAAAAAUGAAGACUCUCACUGAGGCUCAGACGGUCGGCCUUUCGACGGCUGAGAAAGAGUAUAUUGAGAGUUGCCAGAGCUUUAUGCCGUCGAAGACCUUCCGCCAGAAAUUACAAUGCACAGCUUGCCAAAAAAGUUUCAGCACUGAUCAUGCGCUGCAGGCUCAUCAGUUCAAAGAUCACAAGCUGGGCAAAGGUGGAUGGUUUAAAUGCCCCUUGUGUGAGCUGAAUUUCGAGCGAAGGUGCCAUCUGCAACAGCAUAAUCAACGUGUUCACAUGAGCAAAACGUUUACCUGCCUCAUGUGCAGUCGAAGCUUCGCGUUUGCCAGCCAACUGGCCAUACACAAACGCUCCCAUGAUGAUGAAAAACAUGUCGCAAAGCCGUACAUUUGCGAAUUUUGUGGAAAAUCUUUCAGACAGAAGAUUCAGCUGACCACUCAUGUAACCGCCGUGCACACAAAAAUUCGUGCAUUCAAGUGCACAAUGUGCCCCAAAGACUUUUUUACUAAGCGCGAUCUCAAGGAUCACGUUAAGGCGCAUUUAAAUAUACGCGACAAGGUAUGCGAUGUCUGUCAGAAAGCCUUCACAAACGCCAACGCCCUCGUCAAGCAUCGGCACAUUCACCGGGAGAAGACCCUGCAGUGCACUCUCUGCAGCACCCGUUUUUCCGAGCGGGUUAGCUUGGGUGUUCACAUGAGACGCACGCACAAGAUUAUUAAAAACACUUUGAAAGGGGCUGAGACUACCAACGACGCCCUACUUAAACACACAUUCCCACAAUCUCAAGACAUUUCCGACAAAUAAAAUACAUUUUGAAAUUGCAA
Messenger RNA from Drosophila obscura, 1886 nucleotides. RefSeq names its product zinc finger protein 655 (gene az2). The record is from RefSeq and is a predicted model, not a curated record. Bases 103 to 1866 code for a protein of 587 amino acids. Gene Ontology annotation, biological process: regulation of transcription by RNA polymerase II. Gene Ontology annotation, cellular component: nucleus. Gene Ontology annotation, molecular function: RNA polymerase II transcription regulatory region sequence-specific DNA binding; DNA-binding transcription factor activity, RNA polymerase II-specific. Lineage: Eukaryota; Metazoa; Arthropoda; Insecta; Diptera; Drosophilidae. The transcript has 3 exons.